CUCUCUCUCUCAUGAAGCUUUUCAUGGUCUUUUUGGUUGUCUUCUUGUCAUUUUCUAUGCAACCAAAUCCAUCUUGCUGUGAUCUUGGUCGAAAAUGGCGGAAAUCAAUGAGCUCGAGAGGGCGACGAUGCUAGGGACGGUGACGGGGCCGUACCAACCCGAGCUCCUGGUGUGUCAGAAGGUGGGCCACUUGAUUACUUCGCGGGGAUUUUGGUACUCCGACCCCUUCAGCUCCGCCUUGCCUGUCCUCUUGUUCCAGAUCAUCUUGAUCUUCUUCACCACGCGGAUCCUUGUCUUCUUCCUCAAACCUCUGCGCGUCAAUCUGUUGAUGGGUUACAUUCUGGCGGGCAUAAUCAUCGGUCCGACCGUUUUAGGUCGCAACGGAGCAUACUUUGCCAAAGUGUUCCCGCCGGGGAGCAUAUCUGUCCUGAUGACAUUAGCAGAUGUAGGGUUCAUGAUCCACGUCUUCACCAUCGGCUUACAAGUCAAUAUCGACAUGCUGACGAAGACCGGCAAGAGCGCCGCCUUCAUUGGGUCCAUGUGCUUCCUCUUGCCUUAUGCCUUAGGCUUCCUCACCUUCUCCAUGCUCAACAGCUUCGGCAACUUGGAUGCCUCCUUGAAGCAUUCCAUGCCUUUCAUCAUCAUCGUCAACUCGUUGUCCACCUUCCCCGUCAUCACCUCGCUCCUCGUCGACCUGCGGAUCUUGAACUCGGAGGUUGGCCGGAUGGCCACGCAAGUGUCACUGGUGAGUGACAUGUGGUCGUGGAACAUGUCGAUGGUGGUCGGUACCGUGAACUUGGCCUUCCAAAGCUCCAAGAUGGAGACCCUGUGGUCGGUUGUUUUCACGAUGGCGUUCCUCCUGGUCAUUGCCUUCGUUAUUCGCCCCUUCUUGAGGUGGUCGACCAAAUCUGCAGAGGAAGGGGAAAUGAAGGAGAUGCAAUUCUGCGGGAUAAUGGUUAGCCUGUUGUGUUGUGGGCUAUUGUCGGAGAUUCUCGGCCAACACUCGGGCUUCGGGGCCUUUCUGAUGGGUUUGGUGUUGCCCGACGGGCCAGGGACGACCUUAGUGCAGAAGCUGGAGGCCAUCUCCAGCGUGCUGCUGGUGCCGGCUUUCAUGGCGUCGACCGGGUUGCGAAUGACUCCGGAGGGCAUGGGCGGAACAUCGUCGGUUUUCACGGAGCUCAUCAUAAUCAUGGGUUACGUUGGCAAGUUCUGCGGGACGCUCUUGUCAGCCAUCUGCUGCGGCUUGCCGCUCUGGGAUGCCAUCCCUCUGAGCCUCAUCAUGUGCUGCAAAGGCAUCAUCGAGCUCGCCAUUUACGUCCUGUGGUUAGAUAGGAAGAUCAUACCUAAUCAGGUUUACAAUCAACUGCUCCUCACUAUGCUAAUUGUGACUACAUUGGCAAGACCCAUCAUUGCCUACAUGUAUGAUCCAUCCAGGAGAUAUUUGGUCCAAGGAAGAAAAAACCUGCACGAGUGGAAGGAAGGGGUCAAGAUGCAGUUCCUGGUGUGUCUCCACGAUGAAGACCAUGUCCCCACAAUCAUGAACCUCCUCGAGGCUUCCCACCCCACUCCCCAUAGCCCUAUCGCCGUCUUCGUCUUGCACCUGCGAGAGCUCCAGGGCCGCUCCGCCUCGAUGCUCGCUCCCCAUCGCCACCAGCUCCACAAGUCCGCCUCCAAGGCAACCAGCUAUGACCACAUCGUCAACGUGUUCCAGUACUACGAGGAGCACAACUGCGGGAGCGUGGUCGUGCAGCACUUCACCGCCGUCUCGCCCUACGCGAGCAUCCACAACGACAUCUGCAUGCUCGCCUCAGACAAGAGGACCAACCUCGUCAUAGUGCCCUUCCACAAGACGUGGGCAAUUGACGGGUCCAUGGGGACGACCAAGCACGCGAUCCGGAACGUGAACAAGAACGUGAUGAACAAGGUGCCCUGCUCCGUCGGAAUCCUCAUCGACCGGGGCCACAUGACAAGCAACCAGUACAUGCUGACAAGCGAGUCGGCGCCAUUUCGGAUAGUCAUGCUCUUCUUGGGUGGCGCUGACGAUCGCGAGGCGCUUGCUUAUUGUAUGCGCAUGGUCGAGCAUCCAAAGGUCGACCUAACGAUAGCCUGGGUAAAGAACGACGAGUACCUGAAUGGAGAGGAAAGCGGUCUUGAUCAAGAACUGAUGGAUAUUUUCCGGGCUGCUGUAGGCGAGAGGAGAGUCAGGUACAUAGAGGAGACGGUGGCAGAUGGGGUGGGGACUACACAGGUGAUCCGUUCCUUCGAGGACAAGGUCGACAUGUUGAUCGCCGGCAAGCAUCAUGAUCCCUUGUCUCCGCUUAUCUCAGGUUUGACCGAGUGGAAUGAGUACCCGGAAUUGGGGGUCAUCGGCGACAUGCUAGCGACUUCCGAUUUCCAGUUCUCCGUCUUAGUAGUGCAGCGGGAGCCUGUGGGGUCCGGACCGCUCGGCUUGUUUUCCGGGUCUCAGAGUUACAGCCGUCCUUGGCGUAAUUCACUACGGAAAUUGAACACAGACAUCGGACCAAAGCUACCCGAGUAUCCUGCCUGAUGAGCACUGACUAAACCAUCAUCUUGCGUGCAGUGGGAUCGACACAGAGUGGCCUUGCAGUUGCUCCAUUGGCAUUGUAAACUUUUUCUUAAUGAAGAUCGCGCUAAAUGCCUAGGACAAUGCUGAAUUCUCUAGCAUGCUAUUAAGAUGUCGAGACCCAUCUUUGAAAGGGAGACGUUCCAACAUCCUCAGCUGAUGUUCAGCCAUGUAUAUUCGAGUUGGAAGUGAACGGUGUGAAGCAUA
Messenger RNA from Rhodamnia argentea, 2791 nucleotides. Its product is annotated as cation/H(+) antiporter 14-like. Bases 95 to 2548 code for a protein of 817 amino acids. Gene Ontology annotation, molecular function: antiporter activity. Gene Ontology annotation, biological process: proton transmembrane transport; regulation of pH. The record is from RefSeq and is a predicted model, not a curated record. The transcript is spliced from 4 exons. Gene Ontology annotation, cellular component: endomembrane system; membrane. Lineage: Eukaryota; Viridiplantae; Streptophyta; Magnoliopsida; Myrtales; Myrtaceae.